Messenger RNA from Armigeres subalbatus, 507 nucleotides. RefSeq lists its product as uncharacterized. The transcript has a single exon. The record is from RefSeq and is a predicted model, not a curated record. Lineage: Eukaryota; Metazoa; Arthropoda; Insecta; Diptera; Culicidae. The coding region runs from base 1 to 507 and encodes 168 amino acids.
AUGAUAGUCGUCAACAACCGGAAAUCGAUGCAGGAGGCGACAAUUAGAGUCGGUGGCUGUGACAUCACCUCCAAGAUAUCUCUGAAACAAUUGAGGGUGAUAACCGACAAUAAGUUGAGCUUCAAGAGUCAUGUCGACUACGUCUGCAAGCGCGCGGCAACAGCAAUAGCCGUGCUAUCGAGGGUGAUGGCGAACAGCUCUAGUGUGUGCUCCAGCAAGCGCAGGUUGCUGGCAAGCGUGGUGGUUUCAAUACCGCGAUACGGAGAUCCUGUCUGGGUGUCGGCCUUGAGCGCAAACUUCAACGUGCGAAAGCUGAAGAGUACUCAAAGCCCAAUGUGCCUGAGAGGCAUCAGCGCAUAUCGCACCGUAUCUCGCGAGGCGGCAUGUGUAUCUGCGGCCAUGAUGCCUUCCAAACUGCUGGUGGAGGAAGACGAGGAGUGCUACGCCCUCAGAGGCACCGGUAAUGCUCGAAGUAAUAUCAAGGCAGUAACGGUAGCCAAAUUGUAG